Messenger RNA from Phragmites australis (common reed), 621 nucleotides. RefSeq names its product protein STRUBBELIG-RECEPTOR FAMILY 3. The transcript has a single exon. Lineage: Eukaryota; Viridiplantae; Streptophyta; Magnoliopsida; Poales; Poaceae. The record is from RefSeq and is a predicted model, not a curated record. The coding region runs from base 48 to 431 and encodes 127 amino acids.
AGCAACACAUCUCAUCCAUCCAUCAGCCACCGACAUCCCGGACCCACAUGGCAGCCACACGCAAGCCCCGCUCCCCGUCCACAGCCGGAGGCGCCGACCACCACCGCUUCCUCCGCCCCGGGGCCCUAGCCCGCCUCCGCGACGCCAGGCUCCGCCGCGGGAGUCGCACCUCUCGCAUGCCCCCGCCCUCAUCGCCGCCGUCUCCGCCUCCUCCUCCUCCUGGGGCCGGAGACGGCGAGGGCGGAACGGUCAUGCCGUACUUCGUGCCCGUCUCGAGGCUCCUCGCGCCGCGGUGUCCCCAACGGAAGAAGCUGACGGCGGCGAAGUCCGUGGUGAUCUUCUCGCCGCCGCCGCCGCCGAGCCUCGACCUGCCCGUCGAAGCGGUUAUCGAGUUCCUCAACUCGCCGGACAUGGUGGUAGCCGCCCACUAGAAUGUCUCGCCGUAGUGUUGUAUUAGUCGUGGUAGGCUUGUAGAUUUGGGGGAUCUAUUCCUCUCUUGCUUCAAUAGCUUGGUGUUUACAUUUUUUUUCCUUGUUUGUACUGAUCCUGAUGUGAAAACAAAGACAAAGAAGAAUAGACCUGGUGUGAAAUGCGAAAAUGCAAUAAAUCGAGGGAAAUAAA